AUGUCUUUCUUUGGUUUCAAUACCAACCUACCUCGGGACCGUGAUGGUCCUGGGGCUAGGGGGUUCUUCGAAAACCCAGACCCUUUUGCCGAGGUCGCCAGAGCUAACGCGCUCGAGGAUGACGAUGCAAUCGACUUCGAGGAUACCUACGAUGGCUUGGGAGACCAGCUGCCCGACGAUCAGGAUGAGUUUAACGAUGACACGUUUGGCGGAGCUCCCGAUAAAUCGGUUGGAAGAGACUUUGAUUUCUUCGGGAAAACCGCCCAGGUGUCCGAUGCGAUUGGCGAGGAGCAGGUUCGCUUCAGUCUGCAGAACCCCAAUGCUCCCCGAGUCGCACCCCAGCCCCAGCCACAGGUUCCCGUCCAGCAGGCCCCCGGCGUGGAGACCGUCAAGCGUUCUGGAUACGAGAAGUACUCAGAUCCCGGGUACAUUCCAGAUCUGCAAGCCAAGUCCAGCGUCUGGGGUGUUUCUCAGAAGAAGGCCGAGCCAGCACCGAGCCGGAAGAUGAUGAGCUUGGAGGAAGUCGAGGCGCAGAUGCGUCAACACCCUCAGCAUUCGAGUCCAGCUGCCCAGGCGUUUUUGCGCUCUAUGGUCGAGCCUGCGUACCCUCCCCAGCACCAGCAUCUCCCAACUCUCCCCGAUGGGUUCCCCGCGAUGCACCCACCCCCUGGUAUGCCAGAGCUCUAUGGCCCUGGACCCGUUCCCACUGGUGGGCCCCUGCACAUGAUGCAAACCGCCAACCUCCCCCCGCAACACAUGCCACCUACUGGACCCCGCCAUGCCGGUCCGCCCCAGGCCCAACGCCCUCCCCAACCUCAGCAACCUCAGCCUCAGCAGGUGCCACCGCCCUCUCGGGGCUCCAACAAUGCCAUGCCCGUGAUCACCAACCCGCAGCAGCUUAUGCAUCUGACGGAAGAGCAGCGCAACGCUUACCUUGUGGAGGAUGCCAAGCGGGCGAAGCGCAACCAUAAGAUAUUCCUCUUGUCACGAGGCAACGGCUUGAUGACACCGCAGGAUAAGAACUUCAUCACCCGCAUUCAGUUGCAACAGCUCGUGGCAGCUGCUGGUAAUGUGGCAGACUCGGAUCCCGAGGCUGUACUGGCCGAGGACUUCUACUACCAGGUCUACAGCCAGAUCCGUGGUGCACCACGCCAACAUCCCCACCAGCCUCUGGGCCACUUUGCCCAGACAUAUCUCCUUCAGACCGGUAACCGACUUGGUGGACAUGGCCGACGGAACUUCCAAUCCGCCGACAACCACAUGCAGCGCAUGCAGCAGCAGGUUCAGCGUGCCGUUGAGGCGGCCAAGGCUAAGCCCAAGAACAAGCAACUCAUCAUCGAGGGUAGUUUAGGCAAGAUUGCCUUCAGCAACGCAAAGGCCCCCAAGCCUAUGCUGAACAUCAAGCGCCCUGAUAGCUCAGAGGGUGCCAAGCCGAAGAAGCUACACUCAAACUUGAGUCUCAGUGACCGCAAGUCGAUUCUUACCAACCUUGAGGGUGUUUACAGUGCAUUGAUGGCUAUGGAGGAUAUGGAGCGCACGAUGCCUCCACCUCCUGAGGAAGGAGAUGCCGAGGCGAUUCAAGAACACUUGGAAUGGAGACAGAAGCUCCACUCGUUGAACCAGAAGCUGUGGCACUCAUUGAAAGUGAUGGAACCCAUUGUACCAAACUCGACGACACCACACCCCUUCAUUGCGUUCUUGUCAUACCCCAAGGGAAAGAAGGCCAUUCCUCGCAUAUUCCGUCACAUUGACCAGGAACAGCGUGUCACUAUCCUUACAAUGAUUGUUGUCCACCUUGACAGCCUUGAUGUGGUUCACCAAGCUCAGCCCGUGCCCGGUGAGGCUCAGCCAUCGCUUGGUGUGCGCGAAGCCAUUGACUUGUUCUCCCUGGCUGUCAUGCCUUGCUUGCUGGGCUACGUCAACGAAGCGCCUUUCAACAUCAUCAUUGGUCUUUUAGGACUGGUCAUCAACCAGACCCACGUGCACACUGUGGCCAGGACCAAGGUUGGACUGGGCAUUUUGACUAUGUUGCUCAGUCGCGCCGAGAUUGUCAAGGAGGCUGGCCAAGCUUCCGAGCACGACUGGCAACAGUGGGUGGAGAAGUUCAACGUGCUCUUCGAUACAUUGGAGCCCGGCUUGAAUGACAUCUUCCCCGGCACGAUCAGCUCCGGAGACGACAUGUACGUGUGGCAGUUCCUUGCUGCCGUCGGUAUUGGUGCCAGUCCUGAGCAGCAGCAACGCUUGGUUAUCGCUGUCAAGGAUCGUGUGAUGGAAACCGUUGGAUACAGCAAGACUCUUCCUGCCGACAUGGGCAGCCAGCGUCUCAGCAACGUCAACCUCUUCAUGCGUGCUAUCGGUCUGGAUGUUGAGCUCCUUGGUUGA
This is a messenger RNA of Penicillium antarcticum, 2382 nucleotides long. RefSeq names its product deadenylation-dependent mRNA-decapping factor PAT1. The record is from RefSeq and is a predicted model, not a curated record. Lineage: Eukaryota; Fungi; Ascomycota; Eurotiomycetes; Eurotiales; Aspergillaceae. The coding region runs from base 1 to 2382 and encodes 793 amino acids. Gene Ontology annotation, biological process: P-body assembly; deadenylation-dependent decapping of nuclear-transcribed mRNA. The transcript is spliced from 4 exons. Gene Ontology annotation, molecular function: RNA binding. Gene Ontology annotation, cellular component: P-body.